AAAGCGGUGAAAUAUCAAAGCCGGGAUGGGAGCUGUCAUCGUCGGGCCAACAUCAUGGGUGGCGUGUUGAAUUAGAAUGCCUUCCCACACCCUACACAGCACCGAACCCCACCGCAAUUCUCCCACCAUAAUGCCAUCUCUCCCCCUAUUCUCUGUGUAGGGGGAUGGUGGUGGGGAUGACAGGAGAGGACAGGUUAUACACCCCGGGUCGUCGAGGAUGGCGGCAAGAAGAGGGGCAAAGAGAGUGGUCGGGGAGAGGGAAAGGCGAGGAGAUUGCGUUUUGCGCCGUCAGACACCAGACGGCGCGGGCGAACCGUUCCUCUCUCGCAGUGUAGACUCGUUCGCGCGAGCCGCCACUAUUUUCCUGGAUUUCGUGGAGUACGCGUCGUAGUUUAACGCUGCCGCUUCCGAGGCGGUCAUCGAUUCGUCCCGACGGAGAGACGCAGCCUUUGACCGAACACGGUCGGGCCUGUCGACGCGCGCGAACCAAUUUCGCACGGUUCUGUGUGUAAAUAUUACCUGUUGGUUUAAGUGCAGUGAAAAUUAUUAGUGGGUAACCAAAUGGUUGUGCUCGAGGAAGGCGGUAUGCUGACUACUGGACACAAUCAAUAUUUACCACCGGAUUACCUUUCUCCGCUUCCAACUACGGUUAGUAUUUUGGACGCGAAGAAGAGUCCGCUGGCAUUAUUGGCGCAGACAUGCAGUCAAAUCGGUGCAGAUUCGCCUACGAAACCGCUGAUAUCGCCGUUGGAGAAGAACUCUAAGGGAAUAAACAUUGCUACGAACGCGAAAUCGCCGCCGGCCGCGAAACUGGAGCGCAACACGCGCAGCAGUCCGACGGACGGCAAGUCGCUGGCGUUCAAACCGUACGAGACCAAUGUCGUGACGAAGAAGACCUCGGACGAGGGCAGACCCGCGUCCAAGGCCAGUGUGCACAGUGUCAGUGGUCAGGAUAGUGUCAGUGUUGGUGAUAACACGCAUCCCGACAAGAAAUCGUCCGGUAAUCGCACGCCAUUGGGCCGAAAAUCCGCGUCGCCGAGUGGCCAAGCGACGGCGACGAUCACCAGCAACGCGCCGUCGGUUGACCGAAAGACCCCAGCUGAUCGGGAGAAGAUCGACGGUUCGCCGCGGUCAAGCAGCAGCAAUAACAACAACAACAAUAACAACGGUGCCAGUCCGAUCAUCAGAUCCGGGAUGGAGAUUCUUUCCGGGCAUACAACAAAGGACGCGAAUCUGGCGGCUUACAAACCGGGAGGUCUUCCAGGAUUCUCCAGCAAUCCGCUGUGCUGUCCACCUGGCCUCGCCGAAAAUCCCGCCUUCAGGCCACCCUUCGCGGGCGCGUCGCCCUUCACGCAUCAUCACGCCGCCGCGGCAGCGUUGCUCGGCUAUCCGUCGGCCAGUCCGACCGGCGGCAAUCCGUACUUGACCUACGCCCGAGUGAAGACUCCGGCCGGCGGCGAAGCCCUGGUGCCAGUCUGCAAGGAUCCCUAUUGCACCGGUUGCCAGUACAGCAUGCAUAGCGCCCAGAUCAUGAUGGGCGCGGGUAGCUGUCCGAGCGGUUGCACUCAGUGCGAUCACCAGAAGUACGGCCUGGCCAUGGCGUUGUCGUCGUUGGGCCCGAUGCCGCCUCCAUCGUUGUCCUAUCCGUCCACGUUGGCCAGCGGCCGACCUUACGUUUGCAAUUGGAUCGCCGGCGAGUCCUACUGCGGCAAGCGAUUCGCCACGUCGGACGAACUUCUGCAGCAUCUACGUAGCCAUACGAGCGGCGGCGAUCACGCGGCCUCCGCGGCAGCGUUCCUGGGCGCCAAUCCUCAUCCGCAUCCGCUGCUGUCGCCCUCGACGACGCUCCAUCGGGCCAGCGGCGGCACUUAUCCCGCGCCGUCGCUGAGUCCCCUCAGCGCCAGAUACCAUCCUUACGGUAAACCGCCGACGGGCCCGCUUCCGGCGUCACUCGCGGCCUCGCCGUACAGCGCUUUCAACGCCUUGGGACCGUAUUACUCGCCGUACGCGGUUUACGGACAACGAAUCGGCGCUGCGGUACACCCUUAAGACGGAUAUAUAUUAUACGUCCCGAGAGGGGGCGCGACCGGGAUAGGAUUUUUUCGCGGAGAGAGGAACUUUUUUCUUUUUUCUCGUUCUCCUCCUCCCUCUCCCCCUCUCUUUUUCUCUGUCUCUUUAUUUCUCAGUGUACAGUUGGAAAAUGUGCAAAGGACGACGUUGCCGUCUAAGAGAGACUGUUGUGUAAAUAGCCAUUGUGUACAAUACAAAUUUAUUUAAAAGAAUUCUAUAUAUGUAUAUAUACAUAUAAAUAUAUGUGUACAUUGAAGAUUAUAAUUAAAGUUUAUGAAACAACUUGGCAGAGUGUAACGUUGCAUCGCGAGACCACUCUCUUGCGGAACUUCUAUGACACACGCAGUAAUACGCAUCUCUAUUAAAAUCCGGUUACCAGGUUGGGAAAGGGGUCUAUACUAUGCUGCCAGCUGUGUAAGUUGAUAUUGUCACGAUGUUGUUGGACGAACGAGGCUCUUCCCUCGCUUUCACGUGCGAGGGAUACGAGGGAGAAAUUUCUCAUCGCGUUUCCAAACGCAUUCUUGAUGAUGACACGUCACGUGAUGAUUUUUUGACAGUUUUUCUUUUUACACGUACCGCUAGGUCCUCAUCUCGUUGUAUAUCAUCUUCGCGUUUACAAUUGGAUUGUAAAAUGCGUAUUACGAACACUGUAUAUUUUCCGACGCUCCGCAAACGCGAGCUUCUUUCAUCUUGAACGCGGAUCGCGUGUAUUCUAUGUCCAUGAUAUAACUGUGAUAUUACGCUACUUUUUCGAGAAAAAAAAAAGAAUAUAUAUCCAUAUGGAGAGGAAAAUAUUAUUAUUGAUAAAAAUAAUCCAAGAAUAUCUUUCUUCAGAGAUGAAAUACAACGUUGUAAUUUAUUAUCGUCAUUUGUCAGCAGGAAAAUAUAUAUAUAUAUAGUUAUCGUUGCACGAAAAUAAAAUUAUUUUUGAUUAUAUGUUUUUAUCUGUUUUUUUUUUCUUUACGCAAAAAUUUGAUAACCGCACAAGGAAUAUUUCAUCAAGUAUAGCGAACGUAUCGCAUUGCCUCUCUAACAUCACAUCGUCUUACGUAUUGUCGAAUAGAAAUGAUCUGAUAAAGGAAGCACAUGCCGUACGAUACGCAUUAUUCGCAUUGUAAAUAUCUCUUGUAAAUAUAUCGUUGAGUUUCCAUACCGCUUUAAUAAAAAAAACAAUGUUUGUAGAAUCAUCUAA
This is a messenger RNA of Nylanderia fulva, 3262 nucleotides long. RefSeq names its product zinc finger protein no ocelli (gene noc). Lineage: Eukaryota; Metazoa; Arthropoda; Insecta; Hymenoptera; Formicidae. The record is from RefSeq and is a predicted model, not a curated record. Gene Ontology annotation, cellular component: nucleus. Gene Ontology annotation, biological process: negative regulation of DNA-templated transcription.